Molecule: messenger RNA, 357 nt
Organism: Danaus chrysippus (African queen)
Lineage: Eukaryota; Metazoa; Arthropoda; Insecta; Lepidoptera; Nymphalidae
Source: the annotation of a GenBank genome assembly
AUGGCUAGUUCUUUGGCGUUUUAUGAAACUGUGGAUGGUUACAUCACGAUAUGGCUUUACGUGAACUAUUUUGUGCCGGGAAGAUUGAAACUUCACACGGAAUUAUAUGAAAUAAACGCAAAUGAUUUGAGAAAAUUCGUCGAUCAUUCGGUGUAUGAACCCGAGCUUACCGAAGGUUCUAGAAGAUGGCUUAAGGAAGGACCUAGAAGAUGGCUUCAGAAAAGCGAAAUGCCCUUCCCAGGUUACUGUAGGUCCCCGGCAAGUGGGAAAUGUUUACCAGUUUUAUGCAACUGUGAAAAACUCGAGGAAAUAUGGGAGAAAAUUAAGAAACGUCAACCAUACGCAGAAAGAAAAUAA